AUGGCCGAUCUCAGCAGGGUACCGGCCGUCGAGAGCGCGAAACCGUCUGACGACCACGAACGCACGAAAUCAAUUAGCACCGAUGCUAAAGGCGACACUGUCAUCAUCACCCAGAAUGGCGACAGCUUCACCAUCGACAAGAAGGCGGAAAGAGCGCUGCUUUGGAAAUUGAAUUUGCGCAUCUUGCCACUUCUCACCAUGAUGUAUCUCUUCAACAGCUUGGACAAGGCAAAUCUUGGCAAUGCGAAGACAGCAGGAUUGGAGAAAGAUCUCGGGUUCGCUGGAACGAAUAAGUACAACAUUCUACUUUCGAUCUUCUUCGUCCCAUACGUUCUCACAGCACCGUUCCUCGGCAUAGUCGGCAAGAUGUACGGCCCUUCACGAGUCUUACCGGCGAUGAUGGUGUGUUUCGGAUCCAUGACGUUGCUAGUAACCGCAACUUAUAACUGGUCUGGCCUCAUGUGA
Molecule: messenger RNA, 465 nt
Organism: Fulvia fulva
Lineage: Eukaryota; Fungi; Ascomycota; Dothideomycetes; Mycosphaerellales; Mycosphaerellaceae
Exons: 2
Coding region: 1-465 (154 amino acids)
Cellular component (GO): membrane
Molecular function (GO): transmembrane transporter activity
Source: RefSeq, a predicted model, not a curated record